AUAACUCAGUUUAAGUCGCGUGCGCCGCCAGUAGGGGACUCUAACUAAUCAUUUCAACAAAUGGCACCUGUUCACUUCAAAGGAAAAGUCGAGAGGCCGCUGAGCUGGUGUGUCCGGGUUCGCACUAAACAACAGUUUGACAACUUCACGGAACUGACUAACCUGCAGCUUGCUCGUUUGGCACCUUUCCACAAAUUUAAAGACAUAUCAAGUCAACCGGAACAGGUGUAGCCGACAAGUGCUCGACAGUUCUAGCCUUGGGAGCAACACCCUUUCUGAAACAUGCGGCUGUUUCUACGCCGGCGUAUGUCUCCUCUUAAACUGGCGCUCCUUGGAGGGACGCUGUUCAUGGUGGUCCUAGUGGUUCUCCAGAGGGAUGUUGGCUCUUCACCUGCUGGGGAUCCCUGGUUUCAGGAGCUGGUGGACAAGAAGGACAAGGUGAUAGUCAUGGUCCGAAAGGCUGUCAACAACAUUGGCUUCCAGAUCGGAGCUCCGCAGCCACCACCAGUACAGGAGCAGCCCACCCAGGACGUCAACUGCCCAACUGGCUUCUAUACACAGGCUGAACUCAAGCCUCACCUGGAGAGACCAACGCAGAACCCCAGAAGCCCCGGGGCUGAUGGGAUGGCAUUUAAAAAAAACCAUAUGACCCCUGAGGAGGAGAAGGAGAAGGAGGAGGGCAUGACACGUCACUGUUUCAACCAGUUUGCCAGUGACCGUAUCUCACUCAGCCGUAGUCUUGGGGAUGACACAAGGCCUCCAGAGUGUGUGGAGAGGAAAUUUCGUCGCUGUCCACCUCUGCCCACCACCAGUGUUAUUAUAGUCUUCCACAAUGAGGCUUGGUCCACCCUCCUCAGGACGGUCUAUAGUGUUCUCCACUCAUCUCCUGCUGUCCUGCUCAAAGAGAUCAUCUUGGUAGAUGACGCCAGCACUGCAGAGCACCUGAAGAUCCAACUGGAGGACUAUGUGCGUCAGCUGAAGAUCGUCCGAGUAGUGAGGCAGCUGGAAAGGAAGGGCCUCAUCACAGCCAGGCUGCUGGGUGCCAGCCUGGCUCAGGGAGAAAUUCUCACCUUUCUCGACGCACACUGUGAGUGUUUCCAUGGUUGGCUAGAGCCCCUGUUGGCACGCAUUGUUGAAGAACCCACUGCUGUGGUUAGUCCAGAGAUCAGCACCAUUGACCUCAACACUUUUCAGUUCAACAAGCCUGUGUCCACCAACCGCGCUUUCAACAGAGGCAACUUUGACUGGAGCUUGACUUUCGGUUGGGAGGCGAUCCCCGAGGAUGCAAAGAAGCUGCGCAAGGAUGAAACCUACCCUGUAAAAACACCCACUUUUGCCGGAGGCCUGUUCUCAAUCUCAAAGAAGUACUUUGAACACAUCGGAACGUAUGAUGACAAGAUGGAGAUCUGGGGCGGUGAAAAUGUGGAAAUGUCAUUCAGGGUGUGGCAGUGUGGAGGGCAGCUAGAAAUCAUCCCUUGUUCUGUGGUGGGCCAUGUCUUCCGCACCAAGAGUCCCCAUACCUUCCCCAAAGGCACAGAGGUCAUCACUCGCAACCAGGUGCGCCUGGCUGAGGUCUGGAUGGAUGACUACAAGAAGAUCUACUAUCGCCGCAACAAGAAUGCUGCAGUUAUGGCCAGUGAGCAUAAGUAUGGGGACAUCUCUGAUCGUUUGAAACUAAGAGAUAGGCUGCAGUGCAAGAACUUCACCUGGUACCUAAACACAGUUUACCCAGAGGCCUUUGUUCCAGACUUAAUGCCAGAUAAAUUUGGAGCUAUCAGAAACUCAGGAUCUCAAACCUGUCUGGAUGUUGGAGAGAGCAACCAUGGAGGUAAACCUGUGAUCAUGUACCAGUGUCACAACAUGGGAGGCAACCAGUACUUUGAAUACACAACUCAUAAGGAGCUGCGUCAUAACAUUGGAAAGCAGCUGUGUCUUCAUGCCUCUUCCCAGCAAGAGCCGGUGAAGAUCGAGCUCUGCCAGCUGAAGGGGAAGGGCACCAGUCUGGCACCACAACAGGAGUGGGUCUUUACUGAGGGAAAUCUUCUGAAGAAUCCCAGCAGUGGGAAAUGUUUACAGCUGAAAGAAGGCCAGAUUAAGAUGAACCACUGUAACUCUGCUGACAUCUACCAGCACUGGACCUUCAGCUGACCUCCCAGUAUGCCCAUCAGGUAACCUCUUGGGGACACCUUGUAGCCAACUCUACAUGGAUCCCGUUGGACUUCAUGCUGUGGAGCUUGGGGCAUUUGGACAUACUGAGUGGAGAGAUAAAGAUGGAGGACAAAGUAAAGACAUUCACAUCAGCUGAAGAUGCUCGGGUUGACCUUGUUUUAAAUUUAUUUAUGAUGGAAACUCAGGAAAGACAUUUGAAGGUGGUUGGGGAUACUCAGACAGACUCUGGACAUGAAGGAGUUGCAGCUUGUUCAUGACUGACUGUGGCUGUGAACUGCAAUGAUCUUUCAGUGAAUUUACACUCCACUUGGAAAAUCACUAAAUAGAGACAACAAAUGGUAAAAUAUGACAGUGUGCACAAGUCUUGCUAAAGUGUAAGAAAUGUCUGUCUUUUUAAAUAAAAGUCCUACUUUUUUGUGUCACAUGAA
Molecule: messenger RNA, 2597 nt
Organism: Seriola dumerili (greater amberjack)
Lineage: Eukaryota; Metazoa; Chordata; Actinopteri; Carangiformes; Carangidae
Gene: galnt6
Product: polypeptide N-acetylgalactosaminyltransferase 6-like
Exons: 11
Coding region: 283-2148 (621 amino acids)
Cellular component (GO): Golgi apparatus
Source: RefSeq, a predicted model, not a curated record